AUGGCAAAUUUAAACAUAACCAACAUCUUGGAGAAGAUGAUAGGGAAAGAUAAAGACUACAGAUAUAUGGCAACAUCAGAUCUACUUAGUGAAUUGAAUAAAGAAAGCUUCAAAGCUGAUCAAGACCUUGAGCCAAAGUUAACAAUUACUGUUCUUCAACAACUCGAGGAUGCUUCGGGAGAUGUUUCUGGUUUAGCUGUUAAAUGCUUGGCUCCACUCAUCAAGAAGGUUGGUGAGGACAGGGUUGUGGAGAUGACCAAUAAACUUUGUGAUAAAUUGAUCAAUGGAAAGGACCAGCAUCGAGAUACAGCUAGUAUAGCCCUGAAGACAAUCAUUGCAGAAGUUACUACACCAUCACUUGCUGAAAAGAUUUUGCUUUCUCUUGCCCCACAACUCAUCAAGGGUGUCAAUACUGCAAAAGGUGCUGAAAUUAAAUGCGAAUGUCUUGAUAUAUUGGCGGAUGUGCUUCAUAGAUUUGGCAACUUGAUCACAAAAGAUCAUGAGUAUAUGCUCACUGCACUUCUAUCCCAAUUGGGUUCCAACCAAGCAAGCGUCAGAAAGAAGUCUAUUUCUUGCAUUGCAUCGCUUGCUCCAAGUUUAUCAGAUGAUUUGUUAGCGAAGGCAACUUUGCAAGUUGUCCAGUUGCUGAAAAAUAGAGGUGCAAAAUCUGAAAUUACCCGAACAAAUAUCCAGAUGAUUGGUUCUCUAAGUCGUUCUGUGGGGUACCGGUUUGGGCCACACCUUGCUGAAACUGUUCCUCUGCUUAUAAGCUAUUGUACAAAUGCAUCUGAAAAUGAUGAAGAGCUUCGUGAAUACAGCUUGCAGGCUCUUGAGAGCUUUAUGCUCAGGUGCCCAAGGGAUAUAUCCCCAUAUUGUGAGGGCAUUCUGAAUCUUGCUUUGGAAUAUGUGAACUAUGAUCCUAAUUUCACUGAUAGCAUGGAUGAGGAUACUGAUGAGGAAGGGCAGGAAGAGGAUGAUGACGAUGAGAGUGCAAAUGAGUACACAGAUGAUGAGGAUGCAAGCUGGAAAGUCCGUAGGGCAUCAGCAAAGUGCCUAUCUGCAAUUAUAGUGUCUCGUUCUGAAAUGUUGUCUAAGAUGUAUCUAGAGGCUUGUCCAAAGUUAAUUGAACGAUUUCGGGAAAGAGAGGAGAAUGUAAAGAUGGAUAUCUUCAACACCUUCAUUGAGCUCUUACGCCAAACUGGUAAUGUAACGAAAGGACAAGGCGACAUUGAUGAGUCCAGUCCUCGAUGGUUGCUGAAGCAAGAGGUGCCAAAAGUCGUCAAGUCUAUCAACAGGCAGUUACGUGAAAAAUCAAUCAAGACAAAGGUUGGGGCAUUUUCAGUACUGAAGGAGCUUGUGGUUGUAUUACCAGACUGUCUUGCUGAUCAUUUUAGAUCACUUGUUCCUGGGAUUGAGAAGGCUUUGAAUGACAAGUCUUCUACCUCCAACCUGAAGAUCGAAGCCCUUGUAUUUACAAGGCUUGUUAUGGCUUCACAUUCUCCAUCUGUGUUUCAUCCAUACAUCAAGGCACUUUCUGCCCCUAUACUAUCUGCUAUCGGAGAUAGAUAUUAUAAAGUCACUGCUGAGGCUUUGCGGGUGUGCGGAGAGCUAGUCCGUGUCCUUCGCCCAAAUCUCGAGACAAGCUCAGUCGAUUUCAGGCCAUACAUUGGUCCAAUCUAUAAAGCUAUACUGGGGCGUUUGGCUAAUCAAGAUCAGGAUCAGGAGGUAAAAGAAUGCGCCAUAUCUUGCAUGAGUCUGGUGGUCUCUACUUUUGGUGACGGUCUUCAAAGAGAAUUACCAGCAUGCCUUCCCAUACUCGUCGAUAGGAUGGGUAAUGAAAUUACAAGACUUACAGCUGUCAAGGCAUUUUCAGUUAUUGCGAAUUCACCUCUUCGUAUUGAUCUCUCGUGUGUCCUGGAUCAUGUUGUUUCUGAGCUCACAGCUUUCCUUCGUAAGGCCAACAGAGCUCUUAGGCAGGCAACAUUGGGAACUCUAAAUUCUUUGGUUAUCACAUAUGGUGGUCAGAUUGGCUCUUCUUCAUAUGAGACGAUAAUCGCGGAACUUUCAACCCUCAUAAGUGACAUGGAUUUGCAUAUGACCGCUCUUGCAUUGGAACUUUGUUGCACAAUAAUGGUUGACAGAAAAUCCAUUAAAAAUGUUGGUUUAGCUGUGAGAAAUAAGGUUUUGCCUCAGGCCCUUGUUUUGAUCAGGAGUGCCCUCUUGCAAGGGCAGGCACUACAGGCUCUUCAGAGUUUUUUUGCGUCACUUGUUCAAUCUGCAAAUACUAGCUUUGAUGCUUUGUUGGAUUCCCUUAUUUCUGCUGCGAAGCCAUCACAGUCCGGUAGUCUUGCCAAGCAAGCACUGUCUUCUAUUGCUAAGUGUGUUGCUGUUCUAUGCUUAGCAGCUGGUGACCAGAAGUGUGCAUCUACAAUUGAAAUGCUUAAAGGCAUUUUGAAAGAUGACAGCACUACUAACUCUGCUAAACAACAUAUGGCCUUGUUAUGUCUGGGAGAAAUUGGGAGGAGGAAGGACCUCAGCAAUCAUGUUCAAAUUGAGAACAUUGUCAUUGAAUCAUUUCAAUCACCUUUUGAGGAGAUUAAGUCCGCAGCAUCCUAUGCACUUGGAAACAUUGCUGUUGGCAACCUCUCCAAGUAUUUACCAUUUAUUUUGGAUCAGAUUGACAAUCAACAGAAGAAGCAAUAUCUGUUGCUCCAUUCACUUAAAGAGGUAAUCGUGCGGCAAUCUGUUGAUCAUACUGGCCAGAGUGAGCUCCAGGAUUCAAACAUUGAGAAGAUAUUGGCAUUGCUCUUCAAUCACUGUGAAAGUGAGGAGGAGGGAGUUCGGAAUGUUGUUGCAGAGUGUUUAGGAAAAAUUGCUUUAAUUGAACCAAAAAAAUUAGUCCCUGCUUUGAAGGUACGCACGUCUAGCCCAGCAGCAAAUACGAGAGCUACAGUUGCCAUUGCUAUAAAAUAUUCAAUUGUUGAACGACCUGAGAAAAUAGAUGAAAUCAUGUACUCUGAGAUAUCUACUUUCCUGAUGUUGAUUAAAGACAGCGAUAGGCAUGUGAGAAGAGCAGCAGUUCUGGCUUUGAGCACAGCAGCGCACAACAAGCCAAAUUUGAUUAAAGGUCUUCUUCCAGAGUUAUUACCUCUUCUAUAUGACCAAACUGUUAUUAAGCAAGAGUUGAUUAGGACAGUUGAUCUUGGGCCUUUCAAGCAUGUUGUCGAUGAUGGUCUUGAACUCAGGAAAGCUGCCUUUGAAUGCGUAGACACUUUAUUGGACAGUUGUCUUGAUCAAGUGAAUCCAUCGUCCUUCAUUGUACCUUUCCUCUUGUCUGGCUUAGGUGAUCAUUAUGAUGUAAAAAUGCCUUGCCAUUUGAUUCUCUCAAAGCUAGCAGACAAGUGCCCUUCUGCCGUUCUUGCUGUUUUGGACUCCAUAGUUGAACCGAUUGAGAAAACUAUAAGUCACAAACCGAAGGGGGAUGCAGUGAAGCAGGAGGUCGAUCGGAAUGAAGACAUGAUUCGUAGCGCUCUUAGGGCCAUUUCUUCUUUAAGCCGCAUAAGUGGCAGCGACUACAGUAUACGGUUCAAGAAUCUGAUGAACAAGAUAACGACCACUCCUGCACUUGCUGAGAAGUACAACUCGGUGCGCAGUGAAUAA
This is a messenger RNA of Miscanthus lutarioriparius, 3660 nucleotides long. Lineage: Eukaryota; Viridiplantae; Streptophyta; Magnoliopsida; Poales; Poaceae. The record is from the annotation of a GenBank genome assembly.